Messenger RNA from Condylostylus longicornis, 735 nucleotides. RefSeq names its product selenoprotein F. The coding region runs from base 162 to 656 and encodes 164 amino acids. Lineage: Eukaryota; Metazoa; Arthropoda; Insecta; Diptera; Dolichopodidae. The transcript is spliced from 3 exons. Gene Ontology annotation, molecular function: oxidoreductase activity. The record is from RefSeq and is a predicted model, not a curated record. Gene Ontology annotation, cellular component: endoplasmic reticulum lumen.
UAAACUAAAUAAUCUUAUAUUCUAAUCUGAUUUUUCCGCUUACUCAAAUUGGUGCAGAUAGUGCAAAAAGUAAUAUUUUAUCAAUUAAUUAAAACGUACUUUAUAAAAAAUAGAAAGAUUUAAAAAAUUAGAAAAAUUAGUCAAAAAUAAAUUUUUAAAGAAUGUACAGUAUUGCAAAGUUUACAAUUUUUGUAAUCUAUGUGGGAAGCAGUUUAGCUGAAUUCACAACUAAUGAUUGCAAACAAUUAGGUUUUAUUAAAUCACAAUUAUUAUGCUCCUCAUGUGAAAAAUUACAUGACUUUGGAUUAGAUCAACUUAAACCUCAUUGUUUGGAAUGUUGUCAAAAAGAUAAAAUUGCUGCUGUAGAGAAAAAAUAUGCUAAAGCUAUUUUAGAAGUAUGUACAUGUAAAUUUGGUUCUUAUCCACAAAUUCAGGCAUUUAUUAAAAGUGAUCGACCUUCUAAAUUUCCAAAUCUUACAAUUAAAUAUGUACGUGGAUUGGAUCCAAUGGUUAAACUUUUAGAUAAACAUGGUAAUGUUAAGGAAACAUUAUCGAUAACUAAAUGGAAUACAGAUACAGUUCAAGAAUUUUUUGAAACUGUUUUAGAGGAACCAGAAAAACAAGAUAAUGAUUAUUUAAGAACAAAUGAAAUUUAGAAAAGUUAAAUAAAAUUUUGAUAAAAUACAUAAAAUGUAAGUUCUUAUAUUUACGUAUAUAUUACGUUUAUUACGUAAA